Hippocampus zosterae (dwarf seahorse) is the source of this 6782-nucleotide messenger RNA. It is a transcript of the gene daam2, whose product is annotated as dishevelled associated activator of morphogenesis 2. Gene Ontology annotation, biological process: actin cytoskeleton organization; negative regulation of oligodendrocyte differentiation; regulation of non-canonical Wnt signaling pathway. The record is from RefSeq and is a predicted model, not a curated record. Bases 438 to 3686 code for a protein of 1082 amino acids. Gene Ontology annotation, molecular function: small GTPase binding; actin binding. Lineage: Eukaryota; Metazoa; Chordata; Actinopteri; Syngnathiformes; Syngnathidae. The transcript has 26 exons.
AAUACCAAAGAUGGGAAAUGAUUAUUGAAAGGCGCAUGAGGGAGCUGGAAAUGUGGGCGGGACAGAGAAGAAGCAGGGACAAUGUCAACAGCUCAGCUCUCAACUCUGUCAGCUGAAAGCCACAUCUAAGCACAGAAGUUCAGUGAGCGAAAGCAGACCUAACGCAGCAGUUUUGGCGACAAGAGCAUAUAGAAAUGCCCUGGGAAUUUGGCUGAAAGUUAGAAAAGAUAAAUAAGGAGGAAUGCUGGAUUCAGCAGUUAUCUAAAAUCUUGAUUUGUUCUCCUCGAUUCCACAUGGCACAUGAAUGAUCCAUCUGAGCAUUUGAAGCGCAUCAUGCCCCCUAGAUAGCAGCCUUGUCCUCUUCAUCCCCCCCUUGGUCCCUUCCUAAACAUUUUGGCUUCAACUCCACCAUCGCCACGUGUGCUACUGCAACCACCAUGCCCCCAAGGAAGAGGACAAGGGCGGGCCUGGGGUUCUUGUGCUGCUUUGGCAGCAGUGAGCCCCCCGAGAUCAACCUAAAGGACAGUGUACCCUUACAGCUACUGGAAUUCAGUGCCCCCAUGCCGCCUGCUGAGGAGCUGCAUGCUCGCUUCUCUGAGCUGGUGGACGAGUUGGAUUUGACUGAUAAGAAUCGCGAGGCCAUGUUCGCUUUGCCAGAUGAGAAGAAAUGGCAGAUCUAUUGCAGUAAAAAGAAGGAACAAGAGGACCCGAACAAGCUAGCUACAAGCUGGCCUGACUACUACAUUGACCGAAUCAACUCCAUGGCUGCUAUGCAGACCCUGUUUGCCUUUGAUGAGGAGGAAAUGGAAAUGAGGAACAAGGUGGUGGAAGAUCUGAAGACAGCACUUCGAACUCAGCCAAUGAGGUUUGUGACGCGCUUCAUUGAGCUGGAUGGCCUCACUUGCCUCCUCAACUUCCUCCGCAGCAUGGAUUACGAGACCUCGGAGAGCCGCGUCCACACCUCUGUCAUCGGCUGCAUCAAGGCUCUCAUGAACAAUUCUCAGGGUCGAGCACACGUGCUCGCUCACCCACAGAGCAUCAACACCAUCUCGCAGAGCCUGCGAACGGAGAAUGUAAAGACCAAAGUGGCCGUUUUGGAGAUUCUUGGGGCAGUGUGUCUAGUCCCCGACGGACACAAGAAAGUUUUGCAGGCCAUGGCUCACUACCAAAAAUAUGCCGCAGAGAGGACUCGUUUUCAGACGCUGCUGAAUGAGCUGGACAGGAGUACGGGACGCUACAGAGACGAAGUCAACUUGAAGACUGCUAUUAUGUCCUUUAUCAACGCGGUGCUCAAUGCUGGAGCAGGAGAGGACAACCUCGAGUUCCGCCUCCACCUGAGAUAUGAAUUCUUGAUGUUGGGCAUCCAACCAGUGAUUGACAAGCUCCGAGAGCAUGAAAAUGCCACUCUAGAUCGGCAUUUGGAUUUUUUUGAAAUGGUACGCAAUGAGGAUGACUCUGAAUUGGCCAAACGGUUUGACAUGACCCACGUUGACACCAAAAGUGCCGGUGCCAUGUUUGAGCUGGUCAAAAAGAAGCUGAGCCACUCGGACGCCUACCCACACCUCCUCUCCAUUCUGCAGCACUGCCUGCAGAUGCCAUAUAAGCGUGGCGGUAGCAGCAUGCAUCACUGGCAGCUCCUUGACAGGAUCCUCCAGCAGAUAGUCUUGCAGGACGACAAAGGGGAGGACCCCGACCUUUCACCUUUGGACAACUUCAAUGUUAAAAACAUAAUUCGCAUGCUGGUCAAUGAGAAUGAGGUGAAACAGUGGAGAGAUCAGGCCGAGAAGUUUCGUAAAGAUCAUGCGGAGCUGCUUGGCAAACUGGAGAGGAAGGAGCGAGAGUGUGAAACCAAGACCCAGGAAAAAGAGGACAUGAUGAAGACUCUGAACAAGAUGAAGGAUAAACUCCAGCGAGAGGGUGUUGAGCUGCGCUCAGCCAGGGAACAAGUCCUGGAUCUAUCAACACGCAUCAAUGACUGUAUUUCGGUGGGCAACGUGUCUUUCCCACGGCCACCUCCUCCUCCUCCAGGGGCUCCCAUGGCUCCACCUCCACCACCAGUGACAGGUGGCUUUCCUCCAACACCACCUCCUCCGCCCUUCAGCUGCCCACCUCCACCACCGCCACCUCCUCCACCCGGUGGCCCACCUCCUCCACCAGGAGCCCCCCCCAUUUUUGGAAUCCCACCUCCCCCUAUUCCAUGUUCUUUCAAUUCGGCAAGCACGCUGCGCUCCAAGUCCAUCCCUCAGCCCUCGCAUCCGCUGAAAUCUUUCAACUGGGCUAAACUAGGAGAGCAUAUGAUCAAUGGCACGAUCUGGAACGAUAUUGAUGACCUGAAAGCUUACAAGAUCCUUGACCUCAAGGACAUAGAGAAGAUGUUUUCUGCCUAUCAGAGACAGCAGGACCUGCUCACUAACCAAUCCUUCAAGCAGAAGGAGACCGGUUCUAUGGAUGACAUCUACGUCAGCACGCGGAAAGUUAAGGAGCUGUCAGUCAUCGAUGGCCGUCGCGCGCAAAACUGUGUCAUCCUCCUUUCAAAAUUAAAAAUGAGCAAUGAGGAGAUCAAGAGGGCCAUCCUAGAGAUGGAUGAGCGAGAAGAGUUGGCUAAAGACAUGCUGGAGCAGUUGCUGAAGUUUAUCCCAGAGAAGAGUGACAUUGAUCUCCUGGAGGAGCACAAACAUGAGCUCGAGCGCAUGGCCCGAGCGGAUCGCUUCCUGUUUGAAAUGAGCAGAAUUGACCACUACCAGCAGAGACUGCAAGCUCUGUUUUUUAAGAAGAAGUUUGCCGAGCGCCUUGUUGAAACCAAGCCAAAGGUGGAAGCCAUUCUGAAUGCUUCCAAGGAGGUGGUGCGGAGCAAGAGGCUCACUCAGAUCCUGGAGGUUGUGCUCGCCUUCGGCAACUUCAUGAAUAAGGGCCAGCGAGGAAAUGCCUUUGGGUUCAAGGUCUCCAGCCUCAAUAAAAUUGCCGACACCAAGUCCAGCAUAGAUAGGAACAUCACCAUGUUGCACUACCUGAUCAUGAUCUUUGAAAAGAACUACCCUGACACGCUGCACAUCCAUCUGGACCUCAGCAGCAUACCAGAGGCUGCAAAAGUCAAUUUGGCAGAGUUGGAAAAAGAGGUGCACAGUAUAAAAAGUGGACUGAAGGCGCUUGAAGCGGAGCUGCAGUACCAACAAAGCAGGACAAGGGAACGUGGAGAUAGGUUUGUGCCUGUGAUUGGUGACUUCAUCACAGUGGCUGGCUUCAGUUUCUCUGAACUGGAGGAUCAGUUGAGCGAGGCCAAGGACAAGUUCACCAAGUCUCUGAAGCACUUUGGGGAGGACGAAGGGAGGAUGCAGCCCGACGAGUUCUUUGGCAUUUUCGACACCUUCUUGCAGUCGUUCGGCGAGGCCCGCCAAGACCUGGAAAACAUGCAGAGGCGCAAGGAUGAGGAGGAGAGGCGGGCGCGCAUGGAGGCCAUGCUUAAGGAGCAGCGGGAGCGGGAACGGCGGUCCAAGAAGAGCGGCGCCUCCGACGAGGUUGGAGGGGAAUUUGACGACCUGGUGUCGGCGCUGCGUUCGGGCGAGGUUUUUGACAAGGACCUGAACAAAUUCAAACGCAACCGCAAGCGUUCCGUCAACCAGCUGGUGGAGGGCAGCGGCGGAGGCGGAGGGGGGCGAGAACGAGCCGUCACAAAAGUCAACUACUAGGAUGUCGCCUAAAGCUCAGCCCCGACGUGGAUCUCUCGCGUUACCCCCCCCCCCCCACCACCCCCCCGUUGAAUGUUGUGUGAUAUCCCGAUCUCACCGCAGGGCGGGUGGGGACACCUGGUGCAGACCACUGUGACACAUCUUCACCUGACUUUGACAACUGUGCUUUGACUCCUCGCCAUCUGUCACUUCCCUUUUUUUCACCGCUUCUUGUUCAACAACACCCCCCCCCCCCCGCCCCCACAUACACCCACCCCACCCUAUCUGGGAUCACAUGGCCACAGACCAAAAAGUAAGACAGCGGAGUGGGAAAGAAGCAAAGCUCGCAUCUGGAAACGAUCGAGUGGGAAUGGCACAGGUUCAAAAAUCGCCAGCCGGGAAUGAAGCAGCUGGUGGUCACACGACCUCUUUGUUCUCAUCGCAGCAUCAAUGUGUCAUGUCCACUACCUUGUUCUGGCAGAAACUCGUGCCAAAAUAUAAGAAACAUGUCAGAAAACAUACUGCAAUUAGGCAUUUGUAUUUUUAGCUCAAGAGUUGUUGGGGUAUUUUUUUUUUUUUUAACGUGUUCAUGACAUUUUGGGGGUUUUGUACUCUGAAAUGAAAUGAGAUUGUGUUGUGUUUCAUUCGUCCUGUUUGCACUGCAGCUCCUCCUCUCUCUGGCCAACAAAAGGAACACCAUUUGGCAAUAUACACAUUUAUACACAUUUUCAACACUUACAGAGGCGUUUUGUUUCCAUGAUCCGCUGCCAGCCUGCCUGCUCCACGCUGGCUGGUCAUGAUUCACAAUUCCAAGUAGCUCGCCUCAGUCACAGACGCCAGUCUAAUUAUUAGCACCAAGAUUCUGCCGGGCUGCCAUUCCAUGUCUAUGCUUGCUGCAAUGCCAUUGGCCUUUACAGAAUCCUGUUAUCUCUAAAUGGUGCACACAACACAUUGUUGAAAAACAAUCAUUAGUUCCAUGUUUCUGCUCAUUUGUAUGUCAAGAAAACAUUUUGAUUGGCGACCUUACCGCUGCAAAUAUGGCUUGAUUGAAACACUCUUGUAAGUAGCGAUAGAAGGAAUUGAAUCUAUCCAUUUUGAGAAAUCUUAGUAAAUGCCACAAAUGCUGCAGUGUGGGUGGUGGGCUCAGUGCAAGAAUGUUGUAGUUCGUUAUCUCACCACUAGAGGGCAACAUGUUCAUUAGUCAUUGAAGGGGAGAAUUUAGGAAAGCUGACAGUGAAGUAUAAGAUACUGAAAUAAAACAUGAAAAGACAUUAUUUUCCGCCACAUAACAGUUUAAAGCAGUAGCUUGGUCUUUUUCAGUGCAUAAAAUAUUUAAUCUGAUUUGGAGAGCUCAUAUGAUUUGCACACCCUAUUGUUUAAAAGCACCAGUGUUAUUCUCCGACCAAGUGUAUUAACAGCACCGCAACACUGCUCCCAAGUCCUUCCCAUGCACUUAACUCAACAAGCACUCGGUGUUACUCCGUCAUGAAGUUUUCUGAUGAGAAAAGACGUCGUAUUUUCUGAAGUUGUCCGAUGUUUUGUCCUUCGUUGCGUCACCUUCUUUUGACCACAUACUCGCCUUGAAGUGCCUCUGACCCUUCUUUGUGCAUAAGUACCAUUCCUCUUUCUGUGUGGUGCUUCGAAUGGAUGUCCAGUAUGCUGGUUUAAAAAAAAAAAGAGAGAGAAUAUGCAGCUGACAAAGGACAUAUGAACUCGCGUUCCCGUGCAGUAAAUAAUAAAGAGCAGCUCUGUAGCUGGAUCCCAGGACAGUCUAGAUUGACGUGUCUGAAAAUGAGUAACAGUGGAAGUUCAGUCUCCCACCACUUGCAUUCAUGUUUAGCCUUUGUUAUUUCAGUCUUUCACCAUUUGCCCUCAAACUGAAUGUGUGGCCCACCUCGAAAUGAACUUGGUGGCGCCCGUGAAAUCAGAACCUCUUUAACCAGCAUCUCGUGUCGAUUUUUCCUUCCCGCUCAUCAUCCUUUCUUUGUCUCUCCAGUUAAUCACUUCGUAUAUCCAUCUUUGGCAGAACCUUUUCGACACUUAACCUGAAACUUAAAGCCCACAUUUUUAGGGCAAACUAUUUACUGCAACCUUGUCAGUAUUCUUACAUGUGUGUUUUGUUCCACGUUUGGAUGUUUAUUAUAGGCCAUUGACUGGCUGAUUUUGGAGUGUCAAAGAUGGACAACUCAAUGACAUGAGUAGCUUUUUUUUUUUCGAUGCACUUUUAUACGGGACAUUUCCAUUUGCAAUGUUGUUUUGAGGGUUUAGAGUUCUUUGAACUGCGAAGGGUGCUACAAAAAAAAAAACAAAGAAAAAAAAUGAAAACGUUUUGUUAAAAGAGGAAAGAGGCAAGUGAUUGGUACUCCGGCUGGGCCGCUGGAAAAAUGAGGGAUGAGAGACGGAAUUGUGGUGGACACAGACCGUGCGUCUGCGUCCUGGAUUUUGCAAUGUCAAAAAAAAUUUAAAAAAGGGGGGGGGGGGGCGGGGAGGUGUUUAGUUUUGUGUUCAAACAUGCACUUGGCAUCAAAAGCUGCAUGCCCAAAGAAGUGUGCACACAGUGUGAUGUAUCGAUUUAACCUUUGAAUAGGAUGUUGCUUGCGCUAUUAAAAAUAAAAAGAGAAAAAAAACUGUUAUUAAAGUUAUAUAUCACUUUGUACUGCCUGAGAAAUGUCGCACCCACUUUUUGAAGGCUGUAUAAAUGUGACAAGUCAGUAUUUUGUAUGGUUGAAAAGAAAAGUACCCUUCACAAAAAGAUGUACAGUUGGAAGAAAACAAAACAAAAAUAUUUUGUACACCGUUCUUGAUGUUUGAGCUAAAACUAAAACACCAAUAAAACGUUGAGGAAUGUUGCAUUCUCCUGUAAAUUGUACCUCUAUUUAUUUGCCUUAUUUAGUUUGCUAUAUUUUGUAUGUACACAGCAUUAAGGGGAAAAAAAAGAUAUAUUAAAAAUAUGAUUAAUAAACUGGUCUGUGUACAGUGGAUAACUUUUGAGACUUGUGUAAGAAUGAGAAUCUUUUUUUUUGUUUGUUUAUUUUUCAUUUCUAAAAUAGUUUCUUUUUUUGUAUUUUUCUCACCUGUGUCUUUUGUAGGGUUACAAUAAAUGUUUGUCCCUUGCAA